Erigeron canadensis is the source of this 1890-nucleotide messenger RNA. RefSeq names its product pentatricopeptide repeat-containing protein At3g04130, mitochondrial. Bases 182 to 1693 code for a protein of 503 amino acids. Gene Ontology annotation, molecular function: protein binding. The transcript is spliced from 3 exons. The record is from RefSeq and is a predicted model, not a curated record. NCBI's taxonomy places the organism in Eukaryota, Viridiplantae, Streptophyta, Magnoliopsida, Asterales, Asteraceae.
CUCUCUUUAGUUGUUUCUUGUUUUUUCUCUUUUCUUUACAAAAAGUAAAUUUAUAAAUCCCCAAGGGCUCCGGUCUGAAACAUACACCUUUCAAAAUGCUCCAGUCUUUGUGCUAAAUCUCCCUCCCUCUCAGGAGAAUUAGUUUGGCAGUCUAGUUGUCUGACCCGCUACACGUUCUAUUAUGCCAAGGGUCUCGGUGAAAAGAACUGUUUCUAUUCUUGGAUCGUUUGCGGUUCGUGAGUCUACAAAUCAUGCUCAUCGUUAUUUGAAGUUGUUCCAUUUCACUAGCAAUGCCCUUACCAGUCAAGAAAAGUACAAUGAUUCAUCUGGGAAUAUCUACAUUGCUAUUGCAAAAGUUCAAAAAGGAGGAACCGAUGAUGAGAUUUUUCAGUCUCUCAUGUAUGACCAAACUUGUAGCACGAUACCUGUGUCUCACAAUCUUGUUUCUCAGUUGCUGUAUCGAUUUAAAGAUGAUUGGAAAUCUGCAUUGGGCGUUUUCAAAUGGGCAGAAUCACGGCCUGAGUAUACACCGUUACCAGAGUCAUAUGACAUGAUGUUGGACAUAUUGGGGAAAAUGAAACAGAUGGAAAAGAUGAUGUCACUACUUGAGCAAAUGAAUCUGCAUCAGCGUGUGACAAUUGGUAGUAUAGCCAAGGUUAUGAGACGGCUUUGUGGGACGGGGAAAUGGGAAGAUGCUGUAAUGAUAUUUGAUGAUUUGCACAAGUUCGGGUUGGAGAAAAAUACUGAAUCCAUGAAUGUUUUACUUGACACUCUCUGCAAAGAAAAUAAAGUCGAGCAGGCCCGUAAGAUUUUCUUGGAGCUAAAGUCACACAUCCAGCCUACUGCUCAUACUUUUAACAUAUUUAUACACGGUUGGUGUAAGGUUAAUCGGGUAGAUGAAGCUCUUUGGACUAUCCAAGAGAUGAAAGGAUAUGGGUGUAAGCCGUCUGUUAUAACCUAUUCCACCAUAAUCGAAUCAUAUUGUCGCCAUUCCAAUUUUAGUAAAGUUUAUGAGUUGCUAGACGAGAUGCAAACUGAAGGUUGUCCUGCUAAUGUUGUAACUUUCACCACCAUCAUGAGUUAUUUGAGCAAAUAUAAAGUUUUCGAUGAAGCAUUACAAAUACCCGAGAGAAUGAAAACUGUCGGAUGUAAACCAGAUACACUUUUUUACAACGCACUUAUUAAUACUCUCUCAAGGGCUGGUCGAGUUCAAGAGGCUAUUGAUGUAUUUGAGGUUGAAAUGCCGAGUUUUGGUGUUGUACCCAGUACGUCUACCUACAAUUCAAUCAUUUCAAUGUUUUGCCAUCACUGUCGGGACCAGGAAGCUUUCAAUGUUCUAAAGAGUAUGGAAAGUUCACAACUUUGUAGACCUGAUAUCCAGUCAUUUAGUCCAUUACUUAAGCGCUGCUUUAAAACAGGAAAGACGGAUGUUUUAUUGGGUCAUUUGUUGGAUGAAAUGAUUAAUAAGCAUCAUCUCAGCCUUGAUUUGGGUGCAUACACUCUUUUGAUCCACGGGUUAUGUAAAGCGAAUAAGAGUUACUGGGCAUACCAAAUUUUUCAAGAGAUGAUAGCUAAAGAUAUCACACCAAGAUAUAAUACAUGUUCGUUACUUCUGGAUGAAAUCAAGCAGCAUAAUAACUAUGAGGCUGCUGAUCACAUUGAAGGUUAUAUGAAGCGAAUGAAAUCAUCUUGAGGGCUAAACAUUCACAUUUCAGAUCAAUGUUACAGGCACCAGGUUUUUGAUGCAAUACAAGCUGGAGUUGCUUUGAAUGAAGUGUGAAUCUUAUUGGUAUGUUUUUAAUUAUUAGACUAGAGUUAUUGAAGCCAACCACCAUGUGUUUUUUCAUGUAAGAUUAUAUAAACUAAUAGAAGUUUAUUCUCCUGAUCCAA